GGUGUGAUUCCGUCCUGCGUGGCUGUUCUCUGGAGCAGUGUUCGUUUAUCUCCGUCCGCCUUCUCUCCCACCUAAGUGCAUGCCGCCACCUGAUGGAACAUUCGAUGGACAUGGAAAAUGGACAUGAGCCCCCUGAGGUCCCAGAACGAUCUUUUCAGUUGUGAACUAAAGGCCGACAAACAUUAUCACUUUAAGGUGGAUAAUGACGAAAAUGAGCACCAGUUAUCUUUAAGAACGGUCAGUUUAGGGGCUGGUGCAAAGGAUAAAUUGCACAUUGUUGAAGCAGAGGCAAUGAAUUACGCAGGCAGUCCAAUUAAAGUAACACUGGCAACUUUGAAAAUGUCUGUACAGCCAACGGUUUCCCUUGGGGGCUUUGAAAUAACACCACCAGUGGUCUUAAGGUUGAAGUGUGGUUCAGGGCCAGUGCAUAUUAGUGGACAGCACUUAGUAGCUGUGGAGGAAGACGCAGAGUCAGAAGAUGAAGAGAUGGAGGACGUGAAACUCUUAAGUAUAUCUGGAAAGCAGUUUGCCCCUGGAGGUGGUAGCAAGGUUCCACAGAAAAAAGUAAAACUUGCUGCUGAUGAAGAUGAUGAUGAUGAUGAUGAAGAUGAUGACGAAGAUGAUGAUGAUGAUGAUUUUGAUGAUGCGGAAACUGAAGAAAAAGCACCAGUGAAGAAAUCUAUACGAGAUACUCCAGCCAAAAAUGCACAAAAGUCAAAUCAGAAUGGAAAAGACUCAAAACCAUCAUCAACACCAAGAUCAAAAGGACAAGAAUCCUUCAAAAAACAGGAAAAAAAUCCUAAAACACCAAAAGGACCUAGUUCUGUAGAAGACAUUAGAGCAAAAAUGCACAAAAGUCAAAUCAUAAUGGAAAAGACUCAAAACCAUCAUCAGCACCAAGAUCAAAAGGACAAGAAUCCUUCAAAAAACAGGAAAAAACUCCUAAAACACCAAAAGGACCUAGUUCUGUAGAAGACAUUAGAGCAAAAAUGCAAGCAAGUAUAGAAAAAGGUGGUUCUCUUCCCAAAGUGGAAGCCAAGUUCAUCAAUUAGGUGAAGAAUUGCUUCCGGAUGACUGACCAAGAGGCUAUUCAAGAUCUCUGGCAGUGGAGGAAGUCUCUUCAAGAAAAUAGUUUAAACAAUUUGUUAAAAAUUUUCCGUCCUAUUUCAUUUCUGUAACAGUUAAUAUCUGGCUGUCCUUUUUAUAAUGCAGACUGAGAACUUUCCCUACCGUGUUUGAUAAAUGUUGUCCAGGUUCCAUUGCCAAGAAUGUGUUGUCCAAAAUGCCUGCUUAGUUUUUAAAGAUGGAACUCCACCCUUUGCUUGGUUUUAAGUAUGUAUGGAAUGUUAUGAUAGGACAUAGUAGUAUCGGUGGUCAGACAUGGAAAUGGUGGGGAGACAAAAAUAUACAUGUGAAAUAAAACUCAGUAUUUUAAUAAA
Molecule: messenger RNA, 1439 nt
Organism: Rhinopithecus roxellana (golden snub-nosed monkey)
Lineage: Eukaryota; Metazoa; Chordata; Mammalia; Primates; Cercopithecidae
Product: nucleophosmin-like
Exons: 2
Coding region: 118-972 (284 amino acids)
Biological process (GO): ribosomal small subunit biogenesis; chromatin remodeling; regulation of centrosome duplication
Cellular component (GO): nucleoplasm; ribonucleoprotein complex; centrosome
Molecular function (GO): chromatin binding; RNA binding; histone binding
Source: RefSeq, a predicted model, not a curated record